Humulus lupulus (European hop) is the source of this 1305-nucleotide messenger RNA. RefSeq lists its product as uncharacterized. NCBI's taxonomy places the organism in Eukaryota, Viridiplantae, Streptophyta, Magnoliopsida, Rosales, Cannabaceae. The coding region runs from base 1 to 1305 and encodes 434 amino acids. The transcript has a single exon. Gene Ontology annotation, molecular function: RNA-DNA hybrid ribonuclease activity; nucleic acid binding. The record is from RefSeq and is a predicted model, not a curated record.
AUGGCUGUAGGUUCAGGAGAAAAUAUUAGUAUUCUGGGAGACCCUUGGCUUCCGGAUAGUGCUCAACCGUUUGUUUUGUCUAGUCAUCCGGGGUUACAGGGGAAGUUUGUAAACAGCUUGAUGAAGACUGAGGAAAAAGCCUGGGAUGCAGAUGUAAUCAAGGACAUGUUCACGAUACAUGAACAAAAUUUAAUUCUGAAUAUCCCCUUGUUUGAUUCUGUUACGGAAGAUUGUUGGCAAUGGAAGGGUGAACACUCUGGUAUCUACUCAGUCAAGAGUGCCUAUCGUAUUACUCAGGAGUUGAAAGGGGUUGUUCAUAGAGAUAACAAUUCUGGUUUCUGGAGGGAUUUAUGGAAUCUAAAAAUUCCACCCAAAGUGAAGGACCUUAUUUGGAGGGCUGUUUCAAAUUGCCUCCCAACUCGGUUCCAACUUAGCUAUCGCAAGAUAACCCUCCCUUCUUCUUUAUGUCCAAGAUGUUCGCGAUAUGUGGAAACCAUUCCCCACUGUCUGGUGGGCUGCUCUUUCGCCAUGGCUUGCUGGCGUUUUGCUGGUAUACCAGUUGUUGCAAUAGGGGACAACUCGUUUGGUGGGUGGCUGCAAGAGCGUUUUAAAGAUUGGGGGGACGAUAUGAGGCAUAUGGCAGUUAUGGUGUGCUGGGCAUUAUGGCAGGUUAGAAAUGAGAAAGUUUGGAAGGGUUCAAAUAGAUCUGUGAAAGAAGUUAUCGCAUUGGCUAGAGGUAAUUUUGAUCAAUGGAGAUAUGCUCAUGAUAGAACAUUCAUUCCCUCUCUGUUAUUGCUACAUCCAGGGGAAAGGGCUGAGCAUUGGUCCGUACCAGGGGGAAACAAGAUCAAAAUCAACGUUGAUGCAGCUGUCUUUCCUGAUCUCAAUAAGUUUGGCUAUGGUUGGGUGGUUAGGGAUGCCUCUGCUACUCUCCUCAGUGCUCAUACAGUCAGCAAAGUUGGGAAUAUUGAUCCUACUCUUGCUGAGGUGAUUGGUGUCAGGGAGGUUCUGAGUUGGAUUAAAGCCACUGGCCUCACUGAUGUAGUUGUCGAGACAGACAGUUUAGUCACAGUUCAGGCUUGCAGAAAUGAGGUUAAGAUGCAGUCCAUGUUUGGUUUCUGUAUUGAUGAGUGCAGGGCACUAGUCUCUAGUUUACAUAAUGUUUCUUUAUGUUUUGUUAAGCGAUCCGCUAAUCGUGUUGCUCACCAUUUGGCUCGAGCCUCAUGUUUGAAUGCUGGUUGCAGUUAUUCGUUAGCUUCGGCGCCGAAUAAUUUGAUUGAUGUACUUUUGCUUGAUAUGGCUUAA